Molecule: messenger RNA, 579 nt
Organism: Colletotrichum orchidophilum
Lineage: Eukaryota; Fungi; Ascomycota; Sordariomycetes; Glomerellales; Glomerellaceae
Exons: 2
Coding region: 1-579 (192 amino acids)
Source: RefSeq, a predicted model, not a curated record
AUGAGGCUUCAGCGUUCUCGCUGCCUUGCAGACAGUCGACGAGCUUCCAUCCUUGCCUGUACCUGUGUGUCGACAGUGGUUUCCCCCUCCGUGCCAAGGAUCAAGUUUCGAGAAAUUCGUUUUGAUCCUUAUCAGCUGCAACCAAGCUCUUAUCGCUCCCUGCUUUUUGGCGUCACUGCUCCUUUUUCUGUAGCAUUCAGUCGUGGUAAACAUGGGCAUCUUCCCAGGGACCGUUGCUUAGAUGAAGCAAGAAUACUGGGGAAGGUCUCCAGCAGCCCGGGUGCAAAUUUCGCCAGGUCCAGAAAUAGCGCUGCCGAGACAUGCUCGACUCCCGCGUGUCCAUUCUUUUCGUAUUCCGACUCGGUGCCGAGUCGUGUCCGGGUUAGGAUACCGUUGGUAAGAUCGAUUUGCCUCGGACAAUAUAAGAUGGCAUCAGGCUGUCUUACAUACGCCGUCCUCUGUCUCUAUUUGACGAAGUUCUCCAAGUGGCGGGUCCGGCCGCGGAGGCACCCACUUUGCAUGUGGUGUUCAACCACAAUAGCCAAAAAUAGCAGCACCCUUCGCCCGGAGGGUGUCUGA